GACAGCUGUUGUUGCGCUCUGCGAGAAAGCAGGUUCCAUUGGAGCAUUGGAGCAUCAGUUAUAGGUUAGAGUUCCGCGUAAUAACAACAAUCAAGGAUGGAGCCGAUGUUACUAAAAAGCAAAUUUCGCGGUACGAUGUUGGGUGUUCUGGUCGGCGAUUGCCUCGGAAGCCCGUACGAAGGUCUAACCAAAAUAUCAUCCCAGAGAAAAGUUUUCUUACAGCGACAGCUGAAUAAAUUGUGGGACACAAAGUUCAGAGAGCCUGUUAUGGAGUACACAGAUGAUUCGGCGAUGACACGUGCCUUAGCUGAGUCACUGAUUGAGAAACGAGAUUUAAAUGUUGUUGAUGUAGCUAGACGAUUUGCUAAAAGUUAUCAUGAAGAGGAAUCAAGAAAUCGUCGGUAUGGGGCUGGUACUGCAACUCUACUUGAGAAAUGGAAGAAACAUGUGGAGGAAACAAACAUAAAAAUCCCAGCAAAGAAUCUAUUUGAUGGUUUAGGUUCUCUUGGUAAUGGCGGUGCGAUGAGAAUUGCACCUGCCGUAUUAUUUUCGUACAACAAUUACGAUAACCUUUUACAUUAUGUCAGAGAAGUAACGGAAAUAACGCACGCACACAAGUUAGGGAUAAAUGGUGCUAUUUUACAAGCUAUAGCAAUUCACCAGAGUCUAUGUUUAGAUCCCAGCGAAGAACUGAAUGUUUUCAAUUUUGUUGACAAUCUCAUAAGCAAAAUGGAUAAAAUUGAAGGUGACGCAAGCGAAUAUAAAGAGCGACUAAACAUAGUAAAGGAGCUACUUUCUGAAGAUGGAGAUGAUCCUAAUGAACAAAAGGUAGUUCAAGAAUUGGGCGCUGGCGUCAGAGCCUUAGAGUCUGUACCUACCGCGAUUUUUUGUUUUCUAAGAGCGCAGAAACGUAUAAAGAGGAUACGAACUUAUAAUCCCGUUAGAAGAGCAAUUCAGUAUGCCAUUACUUUAGGGGGUGACACGGACACGAUUGCUAGUAUGACUGGUGCGAUAGCAGGUGCGUUCUAUGGCAACGAAAAGUUCAGCCUGCUGCUCUUAUCGCAUUGCGAAGAAUGGGAAUGGUUUCGAGAUAUGGCUGAUAAGUUGCUAGACCUAGCAACAUCCAGUGAGAUAAAUAAAUAAUAUAUAUUUAGAAGUGUACACAUAUUACAUGAAAAAAUUGGAGAAAUUUUUAUUGAAAUGAUGUUUGAAUUAAGAAUUAUUGUUACGACAUUUAACAGCUACAAUUACUAACAGUUUUAUUAAUGCAAAAGAAUUAUAUGCUCAA
This is a messenger RNA of Monomorium pharaonis (pharaoh ant), 1288 nucleotides long. Its product is annotated as ADP-ribose glycohydrolase ARH3. Lineage: Eukaryota; Metazoa; Arthropoda; Insecta; Hymenoptera; Formicidae. Gene Ontology annotation, cellular component: mitochondrion; nucleus. The record is from RefSeq and is a predicted model, not a curated record. The transcript is spliced from 6 exons. Bases 97 to 1143 code for a protein of 348 amino acids.